AUGCUGCCGGUUUCUGUACUGUUUGCGUUCCUGGUAUCGGCCACGGCUGUUCCCGUUCCAUCGGUUGACAGUCAGGUUUCUCACAACCCAGUCGCCAAAAACGUUGUCAGACUUGGAGAUUUCUGCUCUGGAGUGCUGCUUUCAGAGCGCAUAGUGCUGACAGCCGCCCAUUGUUUUGCCUUCGGACCACAGUGGGUUAUUAUAUGACAUUAUGACGAUUUUUUUUGGAUAUGUGACUGUCGUCUCAGCAAGAUUACAUUGUUAGUAUAACAGGCAGCUUUUCCAGCCGGACCGACUUUACAGUGACAAUUGGAGGCCAAAAAAGCGAUGUUGCGAAGAGCUACGUAAACUACGUAUAUUUACAAAAAUUUUCUAGGAGGUAUAUCAUCCCCUAACAUUCAGAGUUGAUUCAUUUUGUAAAUUUUUUGCGGAAGGCAGCGUCAUGACUGAAAAAAAUCCCUAAAAUUAACAAGGAAAGUUUUGGAGAAUAGACUUUUUUUACAUAUUAAGCUUUACUCACUGGUCAACUGGAAGUAAAGCAUUAGCUUCAGUACACCAAAAGGUUUCAUGUACUAAACGCCCUUUUGAGUGCCUACCGCAUAGCGAUCAGAAAGGAAAAACUCUGGAUUUCUGGGGUUGGUAUGCCCUUGAAACGAUGACAAUUUCAGAGUUGUAAGUUGAACCCUUCAACCAAACGUUAGAAAUAAAUAAAAACUUUAGACCGGCUGUCAUGACACUGCGAUUGUUCUUCUGAAAGAUCCCAUACACGUGCCACAACAAUUACCUCUUGCCUGUGGGAUCCAAUGGGCUUCCAACUGCAGUGGGUACGGCUACGGUAUCACAGAGGGUAAGGCUGUUUAAAGUAGGUUAGAAAAUCGCGCUUUCUUUGCAGAUUCAAACAAUGAAUUAGUCCGCGAAGUGCGCGAGGUCAGCUUUAAAGAUGUAGUAGGAGGGGCAGAUGCUUGUUACAACACAACAUACACGUCCAAGGCAAAAAUUUGCAAAGUAAGAAUAUUGCAUGCCUUAGUCAAUAGUGCACCAAAUACAAACAAAUCCUAGGGGGAUUCCGGUGGUCCGGCCAUCUGCAAUGUCGGUGGACAAUCCGUGAUCAUUGGAGUUAAUACAAACAUGUUGAACUCAGUUGUCUAUAAGGACAAAGCGAAGCAAUGCAGAGGAGCCCCAGGCUCUGGGAUGACCAAUUCCCUUGGAGUAGUUGAGUUGAUCGAUCAGAUCCCCGAUGAUGACCGAAAGUACAUUUUGGACAACAUUAAGACUGUCGGCUGCUAUAAUUAA
This is a messenger RNA of Bursaphelenchus xylophilus (pine wood nematode), 1293 nucleotides long. Lineage: Eukaryota; Metazoa; Nematoda; Chromadorea; Rhabditida; Aphelenchoididae. The record is from the annotation of a GenBank genome assembly.